AUGAUGGGUGACCGUGAACAAACUGGAGAGCCAAUUGCCAUUGUGGGAAGUGCCUGCCGCUUUCCUGGUGAUGCAACAACACCAUCGAAGCUGUGGGAUCUGCUCAAGGAUCCCCGUGACGUCUUGACUGAGAUUCCGAAAAGUCGAUUUAGUACCAAAGCCUUUUACCACCAUGAUGGUCUGCACCAUGGCACGACGAACGUCCGACACUCCUACCUCUUGUCCGACGACCACCGGCUGUUCGACGCCCAGUUCUUUGGAACAAAGCCAGUCGAAGCGAACUCGAUUGAUCCGCAGCAGAGGUUGCUGCUGGAGACGGUCUAUGAAGGCUUGGAAGCUGCCGGUAUCCCUAUGGAGGGUCUCCAGGGAUCCAACACCGCGGUUUAUGUUGGACUGAUGACAAACGAUUAUGCGGAUAUGCUAGGUCGAGAUGUCCAGAACUUUCCUACAUACUUUGCCUCCGGAACUGCGCGCAGUAUCCUGUCCAACCGAAUCUCUUACUUCUUUGACUGGCGCGGCCCUUCCAUGACCAUCGACACAGCCUGCUCUUCCAGUUUGAUUGCACUACACCAGGCCGUGCAGAGCCUGAGAAGCGGCGAAAGCAAUGUCGCGAUUGCCGCCGGAACCAAUAUUCUCCUUGGACCCGAGCAGUACAUCGCAGAGAGCAAGUUGAAGAUGCUUUCUCCAACAGGGCGCUCGCGCAUGUGGGACAAGGAUGCUAAUGGAUACGCUCGCGGUGACGGUAUCGCUGCCGUCAUACUCAAGCCAUUGAGUGCUGCCCUGGCUGAUGGUGAUCACAUCGAGUGUAUCGUCCGGGAAACAGGUGCCAACCAAGAUGGUCGCACGAAAGGAAUCACCAUGCCGAACCCUGUGGCUCAGGCGGAUCUCAUUCGGACGACGUAUGCUCGAGCUGGACUCGAUCUUUCUAAGCCCAGUGACCGACCGCAAUACUUCGAAGCUCACGGAACCGGUACCCCUGCGGGUGACCCUGUCGAGGCCGAGGCUAUCAGCACGGCUUUCUUCGGAAAGACGGCUAACUACCACCGAAAGACUAGCCAGGAAGACCCCUUGUAUGUUGGAUCUAUCAAGACUGUGAUCGGACACACCGAAGGCACAGCUGGCUUGGCGGCUGUUCUGAAGGCAUCACUAGCAUUGCAACAUGCAGUGAUCCCGCCAAACCUCUUGCUUAACGAGUUGAGUGCAACAGUGCGACCCUUCUACAAUGACCUGGAGAUUGCCCAGGCUGCCAAGCAAUGGCCUAAACUCCCAAAUAAUACUCCCCGUCGUGCUAGUGUUAACAGUUUUGGCUUCGGUGGUGCAAAUGCGCAUGCCAUUUUGGAAGAGUACAACCCGCAAUUGAUUGGACGUACCUCUGGUGAGGGCAAUACGGCGAUUGUGUCUCCGUUCAAUUUGUCUGCAUCUUCUGAGAAAUCGCUUCUCGGAAAUGUGGCUGCAUACUCGGCAUAUAUCAAGAGUCACCCUGAUAUCAAUUUGCGCGACCUCUCAUGGACUCUGAACUGCCGCCGGUCCACAUUGUCGGUGCGGCUCGCGGUCUCUGCAUCGAACACCGUAGACCUUGUUGCAAAACUAGAUGAUGCAGUGCAGUCAUCCACUGGUAUCACACCAGCCACCCAGACAGCAACUAUCCGUGAGCCGAAGAUUCUUGGAGUUUUCACGGGUCAAGGUGCACAAUGGGCUCGAAUGGGCGCGGAGCUGCUUGAGAGCUCAUCAAUGGCACGGGAAUGUCUUGCUCGUCUUGAUCGCUCCCUACAGGAAUUGCCCGUAGAGCAUCGCCCAGAGUGGUCCUUGAGUGAAGAGCUCCUCAAAGACAAGAACUCUUCCCAAAUUGGUCUGGCGACAUUCUCACAGCCCCUGUGUACCGCUGUUCAGAUUGUCCUAGUCCAACUUCUCCACGCCGCUAAUAUUAAGUUCAAGACUGUUGUCGGCCACUCAUCUGGUGAAAUUGCUGCAGCAUAUGUUGCAGGUUAUCUCAACGAAGCGGAUGCUAUUCGGAUUGCGUACUACCGCGGAUGGUCCCUUCAGUAUGCCAACGACAAGGAAGGACCGAAGGGUGCUAUGAUGGCUGCGGGUACAUCCUUCGACGAUGCCAAGGAGCUUUGCGAGAUGCCCUCGCUAGAAGGUCGAAUCUGCGUAGCGGCCAGCAACUCCUCCGCCAGUGUCACGCUCUCUGGCGAUGCAGAUGCGAUUGACGAGGCCCAGGAAAUCCUCGAAGAUGAAAAGAAGUUUGCGCGCCUUUUGAAGGUCGACAAGGCAUACCACUCUCAGCACAUGCUAUCCUGUGCAGCACCUUACAUUGCAGCAAUCCGCAAGUGUGGCAUAACUAUUCAGUCUCGGUCCAGUGGCAGCCCUACAUGGAUCUCCAGUGUAUAUGGCGAGAAUAUCGACGACGUCAACGACAAUCUUGCUGACACUUACUGGAGCAAUAACAUGGUCAAUCCUGUUCUAUUUUCUCAGGCAAUAACCUAUGCCGUUGGUGCCGCCGGCCCAUUUGACAUGGCAUUGGAGGUUGGACCUCACCCAGCGCUGAAGGGACCCGCAAUGCAAACUAUCCAAGAAGUGUCUGGUGAAUCAUUACCCUACACGGGCACCUUGAACCGUGGCAAGAAUGACCGGGAAGCCUUUGCAUCCGCUCUUGGCGCCUUGUGGGUAUCACUAGGAGAGAGUGUCGUGGACUUUGCCGGCUUCGAGAGCAAGGCGACACGAAGCACUCGACAACCGGCAUUGAUCAAAGGUCUUCCAUCGUACUCGUGGGAUCACGACCGAGUUUACUGGCACGAGUCUCGGUCUUCGAUUGCUUUCCGCACUGAGAGUGAACCCUUCCAUUCUCUUCUUGGUGUUAAAUGCCCAGACGGAAGCGACAAAGAGCUGCGCUGGCGCAACUACCUUCAUCCCCGUGAAGUCUCUUGGCUGGCUCAUCACCAAGUUCAGGGACAGAUGGUGUUCCCUGCGGCCGGGUAUAUCUCAGCGGCAGUUGAGGCAGUUGCUCAGAAGUAUGGUCUGCAGUCCGUGAAGCUGAUCGACUUCCAUGAUGUAACCAUUGGCCAAGCCUUGGUCCUCGAGGAGAAUGAUGGCGUCGAGACCAUUUUCAGACUCUCCAUCGAGGAGCUCCGGAGUGAUUCAGUAUCGGCGUCUUUUGCUUGUCAUUCCAGCGCUAACAAGGGAUCAUCCAACAUGUCCCUGCAUGCAUCUGCUUCACUGCAAAUUAUCUUGGGCGAUCCGAAAGAUGAUACUCUCCCCCUCGACCCGAAACCCAUGGAACCUUCCUCGAUUUCUGAACUUGGGUUUGGCUAUACGGGUCCCUUCCAGGCUCUCUCUGGCUUAAGCAGGAAGAUGGACGAGGCAACAGGCCUCAUUGCUGUCCCAGAAGUUGAUGAACAUGACAGACCAUUGAUCAUUCACCCGGGCUCACUCGACGGUGCCAUCCAGUCGAUCAUGUUGGCUUAUUGCUUCCCAGGGGACGGUCGUCUACGCACCCUAUACCUGCCUACUCGAAUUGACAGGCUUCGUCUGAACCCUUCUGCUUGUGCUGCCCUCGCUGCGCCUGGGGCAGAUAUGCCGUUCUACUCCACAGUUACGGAUGCCCGGUUUGCUGAGCUUUCUGGUGAUGUUGAUAUAUUCUCCACAGACGGAAAACAUACCCUGGUUCAACUUGAAGGGUUGCAUACUACUCCGCUCAGUCCGUUGACACCUGCCAACGACGUUCCCUUCUUCACGGAGGUGAUUUGGGAUGUCGAUGGGCCGACCGGCACCAAGGCCACUACAGAAUUGACACCGCAAGACCAUGCCCUGGGAUUGAAUCUUGAGCGCAUCGCUCACUUCUAUUUCAAGAAGCUUUAUAGUUCGAUUUCCCGGUCGGAACGUGCGAAGGCCGCCUGGAACCAUGCACAUCUUUUGUCUUAUGCUCAGCAUUGCAUCUCUUCUGUUGCUUCUGGAAAGCACAAGAUUGCAAAGGCUGAAUGGGCUAACGAUACAUUAGCUGAUAUCACUCCAAUUUUGGACCGUAACGCUGAGAGCAUCGAUGUCAAGGUUCUCUCUGCAAUUGGCGAGAACCUACCUGCUGUCAUUCGCGGUGAGAAGAAUCCGCUUGAAAUUCUUAUGCAAGAUAACAUGCUUGGUAGUUUCUAUGCCAAAACUCUUGGAAUUGAUUUUUACCUUGGAGAAAUUGCCCGGAUGUCUCGUCAGAUCAGCCACCGAUAUCCCCACCUGAACGUCCUAGAAAUUGGCGCAGGCGCUGGCGCCACCACCGAGAGAGUUCUGCCUGCAAUGGGCUCGGCGUUCACCUCCUACACAUACUCUGAUAUUCUGGACAGCCAGUUCGAUGAUGUCCGUGAGAAAUUCUCGGAGUACCAAUCCAGGAUGGUAUUCAAGGUUCUGGACAUUGAACAGGAUAUUAUCGAACAGGGGUACGAAGCGGAAUGCUUCGACCUGGUGAUUGCUCCCUUGGCUCUUUACGCCACGAAGAAUCUCGAGGCUACCCUCUCAAACGUUCGUAGGCUUAUCAAGCCCGGUGGUUACCUGAUCAUGUUGGAGAUCACAAAUCCCGAUGUUAUGCGCUUCAGCCUCAUCCUUGGUGGCCUACCUGUUUGGUGGCGGGGCCACGAGGACGGAAGAACACUAUCCCCUUGUGUUAGUGAGAGCAAGUGGGAUGAGCUAAUGCAAAGGGCAAAGUUCUCCGGAUUGGAGGCUCUCGCGCCAUCUUCCUCGACCUCCCUUCUGCCAUUCUCCGCCAUGGCUACCCAGGCAGUCGACGGCCGCAUCAACUACCUCCGUGACCCCUUGGCCCAUAUCCACCAACCACUCGGUGUUGACUCGUUGACAAUUAUUGGAGGGAAAACGCCGUUGACUGCAGCCAUGGCCGCUGACAUCAAGACCGCAGUUAGUCGCCAUUAUGGCAACAUCCAUACUGCCAAUUCCCUGAGCGAUAUUGUCUCCACGGACCUGCCGGUUAUGGGAACAGUCAUCAGUUUGAUCGAGCUUGAUGAGCCGAUUCUCAAGAACAUGACGUCCGAGAACCUUAAUUCUUUCCAGGAACUGUUCAAACGGAGCAAGAAUGUACUCUGGCUGGGACAUGGAGCUCAAGGCGAUAACCCCUACGGCAACAUGUUCACUGGUGUUCAACGUACACUGCUCAUGGAGAUGACCCACCUCCACGUUCACUUCCUCAACCUUCAUUCCUUGCGUGAAACGGAAGCAAAAGCCAUCGCAACAAAGCUCCUUCAUCUAGAGGCUGCCGAAAUUUGGGAUCAAAGUGGCCAACUUGAUGGAAUUCUCUGGUCUAAUGAGCGAGAAAUCGCCUUUGAAAACGGAAAGAUCCUGGUUCCUCGAUUCCGUCUCAACUCUUGCCGAAAUGACAGAUACAAUUCUUCCAGGCGACUCAUAAUUAAAGACGUUGAACGUGCCAAGUCCAUUGUGACUAUCCAGCAAUCGGACAUGGGAUAUCAAAUCGAAGAGAAAGAUAUUAGGUCUUCGCUAUCUUUCCCCGAUGGCGUCGAAAUCCAUGUUACACAUUCUUUGCUUCGCGCUGUCCGCAUCACCGAGACAGAGAGUCUGUUCUUGGUUGUUGGAAACAACACUCGGACUAAGGAGCGAGUAGUUGCUCUGUCGCAUACUUUGGAGUCUCAACUUCAUGUGCCGCAUAGUCUAGCAGUGCGUUGCGGAGAUACCCAAGAGCAAGCCGUUAGUUCAAUGCUCACCCUCUAUCUGCACUUCCUGUCUCUCUCCAUGCUGCAGAAGCUUCAACCUGGCACGGCGUUGGCAGUUUUGGAUCCCAACUACUCUCUGUCUCCAGUAAUAACAAAGCAUGCGAACGAAAGGGGCGUACAGCUGGUUCUUCUGACCACGAAGCAAGGCGUUUGCUCCUGGCCAUGGAUCCAGGUCCACCCGAACACCACCAAACGUGAACUGAUCACCAAACUUCCUCGGAAUAUUGCCAGACUUGUCACAAUGGGGGGCAAUGAUGAUGUGCUUUCGGUUCUCAAAGCGUGCCUACCGGCCAUCUUUCCAUUUGAGAAUGAGACAACCCUUACUACGACUUCCUGCCAAUCGCAAUUCACCUCUGACAUGGGUCAACUGUCGAUGCAGCUUCAAAAUGUCUGGAUGAGAGUGCAGUAUGAUCUGAUGCCGGUGAACCUGCACAGGUUCGCAUCUUUGAGUCUACAAGACCUCAUCCGCACAAAAGACCCUCUGGCCGAGCAGUCCCUAAUUGCCUGGGGUGAGUCCAGGCUUGCUAUUCAAGUCCGCCCAGCCACCAAAAAGGUGAAGUUCUCCAAGGACAAGACUUACUGGCUCGUUGGACUUACGGGUGGGCUUGGUCUGUCUCUGUGUCAGUGGAUGGCCAGACAGGGUGCACGGUACAUCGCACUCUCAAGUCGUAACCCCAAGGUUGAUGACCAGUGGUUGAAGAGGAUGGCUACUACCAGUUGCACUGUUCGUGUCUUUUCAAAUGACAUCACAAACCGUGAAUCUGUCCAGUCAACAUACCGCCAGAUAUGUGAUAGCAUGCCUCCAAUCGCUGGUGUUGCACAAGGUGCUAUGGUUCUCCAGGAUACGAUGUUCAUUGACCUGGAUCUUCCUCGCCUGGACAAGGUCCUUCGCCCCAAGGUUGAUGGUAGUAUCCUGCUCGACGAGCUAUUCCCAGAAAACACUUUGGACUUCAUGGUCUUCUUCUCAUCAAUGGCUGCGAUGACAGGGAACCCCGGACAAGUGGCAUAUAAUGCUGCCAACAUGUUCAUGGCAAGUUUAGCUGCACAACGCCGAAAGCGUGGCUUGGCAGGACAUGCAAUCAACAUCGGUGCCAUUGUCGGUAACGGGUAUGUUACCCGAGAAUUGAACAUGGGCCAACAGUCAUAUCUGUACCGAGUUGGACAUUCUUGGAUGUCCGAACAAGACUUCCACGAGGUAUUUGCCGAGGGCGUUCUAUCCUGCUUGGAUCGUGUGGGUGCCGCCGAGUUGUGCUGUGGUCUUAGAAUCGAUGAUGAUGAGUCUAAGAGUUGGGUUUCCAACCCCAUGUUCCAGCAUUUGGUCUCCAAGUCGAGCAGCCUUGUUAUCUCUGACAAGAAGGGCAAAGCUGGGAUGUUGAUCAAGACACGCCUGUUUGAGGCGACAUCCAUGCAGGAAGUGAUGGAAAUCUUGAUAGACGGCUUUGUUUUGAAGCUCCAGUCCUCUCUUCAAGCUGAUUCGUCUACUCCCAUGUUAGACAUGAGUCCAGAUGAACUUGGUGUUGACUCUUUGGUCGCCGUUGACCUUCGCUCAUGGUUCCUCAAGGAAUUGGGAGUAGACAUGCCAGUGCUGAAGAUUUUCAAUGCAGCAUCGAUUCGAGAGCUGCUUGCCACAGCUGCCGAGGUUCUCCCGGGGACAUUGAUUCCUAAUCUCGCCAACGGUGACCAGCCCCCUAACGUUCCAGCGCACCAGCUCGCUCCUGUAGUGCCAGCCGCAAACAUCACUACUGAUAUUUCCGAGGAUGUCCGAACGCCAGAUACAAACGAGACCCUCGAAGCCUUCAAGUUCGCAAUUCCGGAUAUAGCAAACACGUAUAGUGGCAGCUCAGGAGCUUCUUUGAAUACCAGGGACUCCAAUUCCGAAGAUAACGCAGACACUUCUUCGUCAAUUUCUACAGAUGACAGUGAGAUGGUGUCCCCAAGUCGCGAAAUUCAAAGGACUACCUCGAUGUCUUAUGGGCAGUCACGGUUCUGGUUUCUGGGCCAUUUAGUCGAGGAUAAGGCUGCUUUCAACAUCACACCGACAUUCGAAUUGACUGGUCGGUUGAAGGUCAAUGACUUUGCUAGAGCUAUUGAGUCUGCUGGUCAGCAUCACGAAGCCUUGCGUACAUUCUUCUUCACUGAUGACAAGCAAAACCAUAUGCAAGGUGUUUGGGCAAAGUCCAACUUGCGAUUGGAACAUGUUGCAAUUUCCGAUAGAAAGGAAGUCGAAGACGCCUCGAAGCAGAUGAAGGCACAUGAGUUUGACCUUGCCAACGGUGAAAUUAUGCGUGUCCAGCUCCUUUCAAUGAACCCAGAAAAGCACUGGAUGAUCUUCGGUUUCCAUCAUAUCAACAUGGAUGGGAUCAGUUUUGAGGUGUUUUGGUCUGAUGUUGAGAAGGCUUACCAGGGUAUACCUCUUUCCCAGGACGGUAUUCAAUACCCCGAGUUCACCAUGAGACAAAACCGCGAAUAUGAAGAGGGUGACUGGGCAGGUGAGCUGGCUUACUGGCGAGCACAGUAUGUUGAAAUCCCGCCAGCGAUCCCUCUGCUCCCGUUCGCCCUUCAAUCGGUCCGGCCCAAGGUUGCCCGGUUUGGGUCGCACACUGCUCAAAUGCGUCCUGAUGCAAAUACUUCCGAAGCCAUUGAACGGUGCUGCCGAAUGUUCAAGUCCACGCCUUUCCAUUUCCAUCUGGCGGUCUGGCAAAUUCAACUCUUGCGUUUCUUUGAUUCAGAUGAUAUUUGUAUUGGUCUGGGUGAUGGAAACCGCACCGAGGCCGACAUUCUGCGAAGUGUUGGAUUGUUCUUGAACCUACUUCCAGUUAGAUUCUCCCGUCACCCAGGUCAAUCCUUCGGAGAGUCUCUGAAAGACGUUCGGAACAUCACACAGGGCGCAUUUGCGCAUUCGCGUGUGCCGUUCGAUGUGAUUCUGACGGAACUUAAUGUUCCGCGAUCCGCCUCCCACAAUCCUCUUUGCCAGGCUAUGUUCAACUACCGUCCUAAAGUUGAGCAGUCCAGGAGUUUCUGCGGAUGCCUUGCUGAGGGUGCACUUUUGGGCGGUGGCGAGACCUCAUUUGAUCUCAGUCUGGAUGUUGCCAAUGUGGGUGCAGGCGAGACCCUCAUUCACCUGUCUGUCCAGGACAGUCUCUAUAGUAUGGAUCACGCUGAAAUCCUACUCCGGUCUUACUCCAAUCUGGUUCAAUCUUUUCUGCAGAACCCAGCUACACGAGUGACUUGGCCGGGUUUGUAUUCGAAGGAUGAUGUUGAGGAAGCAGUGACUCUUGGACGAGGACCCGAGCUUCGAGCGGAAUGGCCAACCACUAUUGUUCACCGCUUGGAUGAGAUCGUUAGUCUGUAUCCUAACCGCGUCGCUUUGAAGGAUCAUGAUGGAACUUCAAUCACAUACACCCAAGUCCAGCGUCGCAUCGAUAUGAUUGCCAACGAGCUACUUAGCAACGGAGUGAGUCCUGGCACCCGUGUCGGGGUUCUCCAGGCACCAAGUGCAGACUGGAUUUGCUCUCUUAUGGCCAUUCUCCGUGUCGGUGGCGUCUACAUUCCACUUGACAAGAAGGUGGGAAUGGAAAGACUGGCAAUGAUCAUGAAAGAAACCAAUGCCUCCGUCGUUCUCCUUGAUACCACAACCAUAUCAGACUAUGGCCUCUUGUAUACAAAGGCUGGGCCGAUUGAUGUGCGUAGUCUGUACGACUUUACUGCAACCUCUGUCUCCAAUAUGGCAGCACCAGAUGAGACAGCAGUCAUCAUGUAUACCAGUGGAUCCACCGGGAUCCCCAAGGGUCUUAUGAUCUCCCAUUCGGCAUACAUCCAUCAUGUCCAAGCAUCUAGUGCAAAGUGGAACGUCAGGCAAGGAGACGAGACUAUCCUGCAUCAGUCAUCCUACGCAUGGGAUGCGUCUCUGUGGCAGAUCAUGGUCACGCUCUGCAAUGGGGCAACACUCGUGAUCGCAUCCAGCCACGCAAGAGGUGAUCCCGUUGCUCUCACCAAACUUAUCGCUUCCGAAAAUGUGACUCUCACACUUGCAACGCCGACGGAAUAUCUCGCUUGGAUGCAACACGGUCACUCCAACCUGACUAACUCCUGCUUGAGAACCGCUAUCUGUGGAGGCGAAUUUGUGUCCAGUGGUCUGAUCGACGAGUUCAAAGCGCUACAAAAACCUGGACUGGAGUUGAUCAAUGGCUACGGGCCGGCGGAGAUUGCCAUCGCCUGUUCUGGUGCUCACAUUCCGUUGGAUUCAACCGCCGCUUCUUCUGUGCAAGCCCUCUUUACAUUGCCAAACUACUCCGUCUACAUUGUUGACCAAAGCUUCAACCCUGUACCGAUUGGGAUCCCUGGUGAAGUGGUUAUUGGGGGCGCUGGAGUCGCCCAGGGCUAUCUCGAUAACGCCAAGGCAAAUGACCGCUUUGCACUUGAUCAGUAUUCAAGCCUUUUUUUCAAGGAGAAGCACUGGACAACAAUCCAUCGAAGUGGAGAUCGCGGCAAGCUCACCCGGGGCGGUGGAUUGGUACUCCUGGGGCGCAUGGAUGGUGAUAAUCAAGUCAAGCUGAGAGGCAUGCGGAUCAAUGUCGAGGAGAUCGAGAAGGCAAUUGUCAAUUCUUCCGCCGGAGUUAUUGCCCAGGCUGUGGUAUCUGUCCGUUCUGAUGCCAGCCACAGCUCGGAUAAAUUUCUUGUUGCCUUUGCUGUGAUGACAGCUGCAGAUAUUGCCGAAAACACACUCGAAUUCCUCAAGCGCCUUGCCCGGGAGCUACCAUUGCCACAGCAUAUGCGACCUGCUGCUAUAAUCCCCAUCGAGACUAUUCCUCAGAGUACCUCCGGCAAAACCGACCGCGCCGCGGUCAGCUUACUCCCCAUUCCAUCUGUUGCAUCCAAACAUGUAAAUGAUGACACUCUCAAGGAAUCUGAGCAGUCACUGCGCCAGCUUUGGAAACAGGCUCUUCCACGAGAGCUUGUCAGCUAUCAUUCAAUUGAGGCCAAGUCAGACUUCUUUCAUGUCGGUGGAACUUCGCUCGCCCUUGUUGAUCUCCAAGCUCUGAUAAAAGAUCGUCUGGGGGUAUCCAUGGCUCUGCACCAGCUUUUCGAGUCAAGCACACUCCGAGACAUGGCUGCAAGCAUUGAAGAUUUGUCCUACCCUGGACAAGAGUUGGAAGUUGAUUGGAAAACAGAAGUUGAAAUUGAUCCCAGUCUUGCUUUGUGUCUGAGCGGCGGUGGUACCCACAUUAUCCCCUCUGGUGUUAGAGUCGUGGUGCUUACCGGGGCUACUGGUUUCCUUGGCAAGGAGCUCCUCCGGUUGCUCUUGAAUGACACCGACGUUAUCUCUAUUCAUUGUCUGGCUGUCAGAAAAGAAUCGUCUGAGCUCCCAGAGAUCUUCUCGCACCCGAAGGUUCAUCUGCACAGGGGCAAUUUGGGAGCUUCUCGGCUGGGACUCUCAGAUUCAGAUGCCAGCUCAAUCUUUUCUUGUGCAGACAUCGUGAUUCACAAUGGUGCCGAUGUCUCAUUCAUGAAAAGCUACCAGACGCUCAAACUGAUAAACGUGGCAUCCACCAAAGAACUUGUCAAACUCGCCUUGCCUCGACGUAUUCCUUUCCACUUUGUCUCCACGGCCGGUGUUGCUCGUCUUGCUGGACAGGAGAGCUUCGGGGAAUCCUCUGUGGCAUCGUUCCCACCUCCAUCACCCCCAAACGACGGGUACGUCGCUGCGAAGUGGGUGAGUGAGGUAUAUCUGGAGAACAUCCAAAGACAAUUCGGUCUUCCUGUGUGGAUUCAUCGUCCAUCUAGCAUCACUGGUGCCGAUGCACCAGAGCUUGACCUGAUGGGCAACGUCAUGCAAUACAUCAAGGAAACCGGCAAAGUGCCUGACUCGAGCUCAUGGUCUGGGGUCUUUGAUCUCAUAUCUGUCGAAUCUGUUGCGAGCCAACUUCUCGAGGCCGUGCACGAAUCUAGUCUCAGUCAUUCACAGGCAGUCAAGUAUUUGUAUGAGUCUGGUGAGAUGCAACUUGGACAGGAGGACAUUAUGCCCUUGAUGGAAUUGGGAACUGGCCAAGAGUUCCAGACUGUUACUAUAGAAGAUUGGGUGGCCUAUGCCGAGCAAGCUGGAAUGAGUCGAUUGCUGGCAGCGUAUCUCCGCACAGCAUCGGAUGGACAAGUAUUUCUUCCUAAACUGGUGAAAAGCACAGACGUUUGA
Molecule: messenger RNA, 11913 nt
Organism: Penicillium canescens
Lineage: Eukaryota; Fungi; Ascomycota; Eurotiomycetes; Eurotiales; Aspergillaceae
Exons: 8
Coding region: 1-11913 (3970 amino acids)
Biological process (GO): secondary metabolite biosynthetic process; fatty acid biosynthetic process
Molecular function (GO): 3-oxoacyl-[acyl-carrier-protein] synthase activity; phosphopantetheine binding; fatty acid synthase activity
Source: RefSeq, a predicted model, not a curated record